AUGCGAGCAUUAAUGAGCUACAGAGAAGCAAAGCUAAAGCGUCAAGCAAAAAUUAAAAGCAAAGCGUAUCAUCGUCAUUUGAAAAGACAAAAACGGAAGGAGUUGAUCAAACAGUUUGAUGAAUUGCUUGUAAAAGACCCUGAAUCCGCAAAGGAGAAAUUAGCUGAAAUUGACCGCCAACGUAUUUUGGAACGUGCUACCUUAAAACACAGGAACGGAAGCAAACACGGUCAGAUAUUAGCACGAUAUGCGAAAAAGGAUCCGAAUGCUAAGAGAGCGUUGGAAGACCAAAUUCGUCUGGGCAGAGAACUGGUUGAGAAGUAUAGUUUAGGGCAAGAUGCUAGUGGAAGCUCUGACGACGAAGAGGAAGUUUUGACCGCUAAUCAACUCCUCGAGGUAUAUUUUGGAAGUACAUAUUCAAAAGUUUUUUUCAUUACGCUGUUGAUCAUAUUUAAGUUAAACGUAAGGACAUCGUAUCAAAAUUUGGAUUUGGCAACCGAAAAAAAGCCAGAUUGGGACGUGGAUGAGGAAUGGGAUGCUUCGCAGUUGCAGGAUAAGGUUCUUAUUAAAGAAGAAAAUGACCUAGAAGAUAAUGGCGGCCGCUCCAAAGAAGCAAGUGUAGAAAAUUUGAGUCUUAGCAAACGGAGGAAGCUACGAUUGAAAAAAUCUGACGAAGAUCGGAAAAAGGAAAGUGCUGUUUUAUCCGACACUACAAGCAGCAAUAAAAUUGAUAUAUCUUUGGAUCCGCAGCAAUUUUUGAAAAUCGACGCAAAAUCGCUUACUCAAGUUUCGGCUGACCUCGUGGAAAAAAUUGACGAAUUUGACGAGGACGUUAAGCAACAGGAAUUACUUGCUGAAGCAUUUAAAGAUGAUGAUGUAAUUGCGUCUUUUGAGGCUGAGAAAGCAGCUGUUGAGGAAGAUGAAAAACCUAAAGACAUUGACUUAACCUUACAUGGUUGGGGUUCCUGGACAGGCCCUGGGAUUUCCGACAAAAAGAAAGAACGGUAUUGUUUUGUUAUAAAAGCGGCGCAGAAAAAACGUAAGGACUGUGGUCGUUAUGGUUUAAUUAUCUCGGAAUCUGUGGAUAGUUCCAUCGAGAAGAUUCAACCGCAAAUGGUUCCAUUUCCGUAUACAACUGUUGAAGACUAUGAAGCCGUUAUCCGCCAACCAAUUGGUAAAGACUGGAAUCCACCAAGCAUAGUUCGUGAACUUACUAAACCUACGGUUAUCACGAAGGGAGGCAGAAUUAUUAGACCAUUAGACAAGGGAACUGUUAUAAAAGAAAAAGUUAAAAAUGUGUCUGAUGAAGAAGAUUAG
Messenger RNA from Enterobius vermicularis (human pinworm), 1317 nucleotides. The record is from the annotation of a GenBank genome assembly. NCBI's taxonomy places the organism in Eukaryota, Metazoa, Nematoda, Chromadorea, Rhabditida, Oxyuridae.